AUGGGCAAAGUCAAGAAGAUUGUCCGUUCGAUGCGCGCUCGGCUGAUGACAUCAAACUUUGGACGGAGCGAUGAUUCCACGGAUUCGUCCAUACCUAGCAUGGGGAGCAGAUCAAGAUUAACUUCCGAGACCCAAGCAACGGUCUGUAGCGGAUCACGAACAACAACAAUCUCCAACUUAGUAUCCAAGGAAUCUCUCUGCUCCGUUUCUGCGACACUAGACAGAACGCUGAGCAACGUUUUUCCCUUCAGAGAUCAGGUCAAUAGGAACACAGUUCAUCUAGACGCACGAGUCGCUCUCGAAGUCAACAUUACCAUACUGCGUUUCGUUGAGAGAUUACCACUUGAUGAGCUGCACCUUGUUGGUCGAGGGUCUGCGCUCUCCUUUUUCCCCGAUGACAACGACACGAUAACUAGUGACUCAAGCUUGUCUUUCGCAUGCCGCUCAGCAAGGGAAGUCGAAUGCGUCCAUGCAGCCCACCAACAUGGACACGGUGGGGGCGUCGCGCACGAACAACUCAAUCGCGUGUUUCCAGAGUUCGCCGAAGAGUUGCUUGCCAAAUCAAGGGCGCUGAACGUCACUGGUGUGGAAAACAGCAUGGACAAUCCGUUGGCAAUCCAUUCAGUGCGCCAACCAGAGCAGGAGUAUAUGCAACGGAAACGUAACAAUGACGCGAAUCCGUUUGAUGGGCUUGCUGGUCCAACGCACCGCGAUAAAGUCGAACAUUGGCUCAUUGUCCAAGAAGACUUCAGUAUAAAGGCAGAGGCGGAAUCUUCGGAUCCGCAAUACCGCAAGGUUGAUCUUUCGUUCAGACCGCAGGCACAUAUGGAUCGCACCCCUUCCUUCACAAGACGGUCGUUCGACUCCUGUGAUCUCUUUCUGGAGUCUAUUGGUCUUCUAGUCGCCAAGGAUGAUCAUGAAACCAUUGGCGACGAAGAUUUCGACAAUCUGCCAGACUGGUCUGAUGUAGAGGACGAUCCGGAAUACAACGUGUUUUUCGAGAAGCCGGAGUAUCAGUGGUCAGAAAGCGCAGCAUCAUCCAAUUUCACUGCGGAGCUAGAAAGUGCGACAGACGAGCUUGUACGAUCUCCGCAGCACAUGAUGAGUGACGAAGAGGCGCUGUCAGAUUGGUCGGACGUGGAAUAUGAAGCAGAAUACAACAAAGCCGAAAAGCAGUCGUUUACCAGCAACUCCAGUAGUGCGAAAGGCGUGCCAGAUCUGAUUAUGCCUGCAGUAUACCUACCCUCUUGA
Molecule: messenger RNA, 1251 nt
Organism: Alternaria arborescens
Lineage: Eukaryota; Fungi; Ascomycota; Dothideomycetes; Pleosporales; Pleosporaceae
Exons: 1
Coding region: 1-1251 (416 amino acids)
Source: RefSeq, a predicted model, not a curated record